GCGUUACGCUGAAACCAUCAGUGGCGGGCGCUGACCGCUGUCUGGGGCUUGUCGCUUCGUCUUGAUGCCAUGAUUCGGUCAGCCGUGACUCCACGCCCCGGCUUGGACGCUGUGGGCGGAGCCCGUGCUUCGGCAAAGUGACUGGGGCGGUGGAAUCGGGGCUGAGCCCAGGAUACUGUAUCAGAGAGCGGAUCCCUCGGCCGGGACAGAGCGGACCGUUGGCACCCGCCCCUUGUCCCCCGGACACAUUGGGACGGGCAGAAAGUAGCUGUUCACGGGCGCUCACGGAGCUGCUCCCAAGCCCCCCGAGCAUGUCCGACUCGGACGACAUAAGUGAGUUUGGAUUCAUCGUUGACAGGAUCUCCCGUGGUGAGGUUCCCAUUAAAAACAUUGAGCGGGAGUUGAUCUGCCCAUCAUGUAAGGAGCUCUUCACUCAUCCCCUGAUCCUGCCUUGCCAGCACAGUGUCUGUCACAAGUGCGUCAAGGAGCUGCUGCUGUUCAGGGAGGAUGCAACUACCGAGACAGACUCAGAGUUCUCCAACCCAGCCACCCCUGUCAGCAGCCCCAGAGCACGUCGCCUCUCCUCGGCCAGUGUUGAGAGGCUCGACAGGCUCACCCGGACAGCCUCACUGCGAAGGUCAUUCGGGAGAAAAGGCUGGAAACGGACCAUCCACAGUCAAGGAGUCACCACCUUCCCUUGCCCUGGCUGUAAGUGUGACAUCGAUCUCGGAGAGCGAGGCAUCAGCGGACUGUUCCGAAACUUCACCUUGGAAACGAUUGUGGAGAGAUACCGGCAGGCCGCCCGUGCAGCUGUAGCCAUCAUGUGCAACCUCUGCAAGGCUCCGCCCAGCGAGGCCACCAAGAGUUGCAUGGACUGCAAAGCAAGCUACUGCAAUGAGUGCUUUAAACUUCACCAUCCCUGGGGGACUCCAAAGGCUCAACAUGAGUAUGUAGGACCAACCACCAACUUUCGGCCCAAGAUUCUGAUGUGCCCUGAGCAUGAAAUGGAGAAGGUGACCAUGUACUGCGAGAUGUGCCGGAGGCCCGUGUGUCACCUCUGUAAGCUUGGUGGGUCACACGCCAACCACAAGGUCACUUCUAUGAGCAGUGCCUACAAAGUGCUCAAGGAGAAGCUGUCUAAGAGUAUUGGUUACCUCAUCAGCAAAGAGGGCCAAGUGAAAGCUCAGAUCUUUCAACUGGAACACAUGAUUGAUCAGACAGAGAGGAAUGGAGAAAAGUCAAAAAGAGAAGCGACUGAUUUGAUUGACAGGCUCUGCAGCAUCUUGGAGCAGCGCAAAAUGAAGCUCAUCGAGUCGAUUGAGGAGAGCCAAAGCUCAAAGCUGGAGAGAUUGCAUUACCAGAUGGAUGAAUAUCAGGGAAUGUUGGAAAAUAGCGGACUGGUGGGUUAUGCCCAAGAAGUUCUGAAGGAAACAGACCAAUCCUGCUUCGUGCAGACGGCAAAGCAGCUGCACACGAGGAUCCGAAUGGCCACCGAAUCACUGAAAACCUUCCAGCCAGCUGCAGAGCCCUCCUUCACAGAGUUCACUCUCGAUGUGUCUAGAGAGGAGGAUCUGCUGAAAGAAUUGUCUUUCUCAAAUGACCUUCCACAGGCUCAAAGACUCGUCUCACCGGGUGGCUGGUUAGCUUCAGUUCCAGAGGCACCAGUUAUUGAUCAGAAGCAAAGUCGACUGUACGAUGAAGGAAUCAUCUGUUGGCAGCAGCCCAGCGGAACCCCUCGUGCAGACCACUAUAAACUGGAAUAUAGGAAAAUUGAUCAAGAUGGAGACUGUGUCUGGCAGUCCACCGAGGAUGUGAGUGAAACAAGUCAAGUCGUCUCCAACCUCGACACCAACAGCAGUUACGUCUUCAGAGUGAAAGGGUGUAAGAAUUUGAAUUACAGUGACUACAGCAAGGAAGUAGUUUUCUGUACACCACCUGCUCCGGUUUUUAGAUUCUUAUUUGAUGAGACUUGCGGCUACAACAGUGAUCAUCUGAUUCUCAGCAAGCAGAGAGACUCCGUGGAGAGUGUGGCUGGGCUUCCUCUCUUGCUAGGUGCGGAGCGGAUUAUGGCUGGAAGUUACAUGUCCCUAAAUUUCAUCACUGGAGACACAGGAAUAACAAAAGGGAAAUACUACUGGGCCUUCCGAGUGGACGCAUCUUCCUACCUGGUUAAAGUAGGCGUGGUAUCUGAUACGAAGCUGCAGGAGUGGUUUCACAGUCCCCAUGACAUCAACAGUCCCAGGUAUGACCAUGACAGUGGACACGACAGUGGGAGCGAAGAUAUUGCUUUGGAACACUCCCAGCCUUUCACUUUUGUCACCAUAGGAAUGAGGAAGUUCUUCAUGCCCAAAAGUCCUUCCACCUCUUGCACAGAGACCUGUGAGCGCUUUCUAUCUAUGCCCCAUCGGAUUGGCAUUUGUCUGGACUAUGACAGAGGGAAAGUCAGUUUCCACGAUGGGGACAAUAUGCAGUGUCUAUACGAAAGGCGGGUGGAAUGUUCUGGAACAAUGUACCCAGCCUUUGGGCUAAUGGGAGGAGGUUCAGUACAUCUGGAGGAACUAGUGGCAAUGAAAGAGUUGAUCUACAGGAUUUAGUUUCUUAAUUCUUGAUUGUUGGGAGGCUUUUUUCCACGUGUAUGAAAAGAUCUUUUAGGAAAAUGCUUGCUUCCCCUGUUUGUAGCACUUUAUGGCAUGCAUUGCUUGAAGAACCUUGACAUGUAAUUCCACAUGUGAAUGGUUCUCAUUACAGUUCUGUGCAAUACUCAUUCAUUGAUUAGAUGUCACAGGGCAGCAGAAUGCUCUCUGAAAUCUUCCCUUCCUUCCCCUUCAUCUCUGCUUUUUUUUGUUGCUGAUGCGAAUCAGACCUUUUCAAAGGAAAUAAUGCAACUGAAGUGUGUUAAUAAUUUUGUUAACGUAUCUGUAGCUGCAUCAAAGUGCAGUUUGGUAUUUAAAGUUUUCAAAGUAAAAUUUUAAAGAGCUGCAGGGAGUUGUUAUUUUUGACUUCUGGGUUUGAGAUUCUCAUAUUAUGCCACAAAAGCUACGAAUCUAAAAUGAAGUCAUGCCUUCUAUAAAAAAGUACUGACCAAAGUGUCAUUUGGUGGAGGCUUUGUAACUUUGACAUGUCUAAAUAACAUAAUAUAAUGUUGAUGUCAUUUAUGAAUAUUCAGAAUAAUCAAUGCAAGAUUUCUGAAUGCACACGGUGCAAGCUGGUGCUGAGGGUGCUGGGUCCAGGACCAAUAAAUAAAAAAUGUGUCACAGCAACAGUUAUUUAAAAAUAUAUGUUUUAUUUUAGAGACAAUGCAGAACAGGCCCUUCCAGUCCGACGAGCUGUUCUGCCCAACAACCCACCUAUUUGUCCCUAGCCUAAUCACCAGACAAUUUACAACGACCGAUUAACCUGCUAACCGGUACGUCUUUGGACUGUGGGAGGAAACAGGAGCACCUGGAGGAAACCUCCAUUUAUGGAGAGGACGUACAAAUUCUUUACCGAUUGAAGUGCAAACUCCGCCGCCCGGAGCUGUAAUAGCGUCACACUGGCGCCACCCUGGCGUAGUAAAAGACACGGCGGGUGUUCCCUCACAUUCCCACUAGCUCAAUAAAGAGGAUGUGCUAUGAGCAUCAGAGCCACACUGGUUUUGAUCAACACCUGAGUUACGAUUUGCUGAAGGGACAGAAUUUUUUUUUAACUAUUGUCAGUGAUAGUACCCUGUACUCAUUUAAAGAAACCUACUGCUCAGUUUAAGUCUGCUUGCUUCCCCCAUUUAUUUUCCCAACCUCAUUCAUACUGCUACAUUCUCUGUCUUAAUCCUCUCCCCUGACUCCUGCUUCCUGUUGUAGUUGUUAGUGUGACUUGCAAAAAAAUAAAUCGGAGAUUUAAUUGGCAAGAAACAAAUUACACUGGAUAUUCCUUUUACCCCACAAGGAUGAUAGACAACACCAGGCUAACCCCUGAUAUAUUUAUGUGACUAGGUCAAUAAUGUGUCAACACAUCUUGGAAUCUCAUAACACUUAAACAAUUAAGCCUGUUCAUUGUACUGGAAGAAUUAAAUUAAUGGUAUAUUUAAUAGUGAUUGUACUGAUUUCUCAAGUAUUAGAACAUUCACCUGAAACAAUAAAUGAACUCAUAGUCAUAAUAAUUGCUAACAAGGUGGGGGAAAAGACUUGAAAUCAGCCAAGGAUGGUGCUCCCUGUUACUGUUAAUUGGAAAUCGGGUGUGACAAGUUCUGUGAUAUUAUCUUACUGUAAAUACGCCUGUUGAUGGUAGCACUGUGAUGCCCUAAUUCUGCACUUCCAAGUUCUUUGGUUGUAAGGAAGGGGAUCUUUAAUGUUUCUCCUUUGCUGUAUGGUUCUCAAGUUUCAUUAUGCAGUAAUAAAUAAGGGCAAUAUGAUUAACCUUAAAGUGGAAACUCAGUUACUGCUCUUGAACUACACACCAUUUCCCCUUUACUAACAUGAUGGGAAGGGGAACAAGUAAAGAGGAAGGUUGGGAGGGGGGCUCUUGUAG
Mobula hypostoma (lesser devil ray) is the source of this 4503-nucleotide messenger RNA. It is a transcript of the gene trim36, whose product is annotated as tripartite motif containing 36. Gene Ontology annotation, molecular function: protein binding; zinc ion binding; ubiquitin-protein transferase activity. Bases 312 to 2594 code for a protein of 760 amino acids. Gene Ontology annotation, cellular component: acrosomal vesicle. NCBI's taxonomy places the organism in Eukaryota, Metazoa, Chordata, Chondrichthyes, Myliobatiformes, Myliobatidae. The record is from RefSeq and is a predicted model, not a curated record. Gene Ontology annotation, biological process: acrosome reaction; spindle organization. The transcript is spliced from 12 exons.